Messenger RNA from Argentina anserina (silverweed cinquefoil), 1628 nucleotides. RefSeq lists its product as uncharacterized. The record is from RefSeq and is a predicted model, not a curated record. NCBI's taxonomy places the organism in Eukaryota, Viridiplantae, Streptophyta, Magnoliopsida, Rosales, Rosaceae. Bases 146 to 1558 code for a protein of 470 amino acids. The transcript has 7 exons.
UACUUGCUCCAGGCUUUGUUGAUCACCCGCAUCCCUUGAAACCCCCAAGUCAUCGAAACCCAGCAGCAACAGCCUCCUUCCUUUUCUCUCAUCCCCAGUACCCAACACCUUUCAGUCUUCUUCUUCUUCUGCUGUAGUAGUCAUCAUGGAUUCAAACUCCGACCCUCCGUCCACGGACAAGGGGACUGCAGUUUCCAAGCCAUUAAAAGAUGCAGUGACCAGGAAUUACCGGCGCCGUCCUCCUGUUACUGCAUCGUCUUCAUCUGAUGGGAGCCCUGAGCACAACAACAGAUCCAGCCCAAAACAUUUACAGGGAGAUCCCAGAGAAGUAUUUGAACAUCAACCGAAAAGGAAAGAUGAUGGAAACAAAUUAAAUAGGGAUUCAGAGAGGAGCCAUUGUGGAAGAAGCAGUGACUCCUACAGAAAUUCUGAUAGGCAGUCCAGGAAUUCAAAGGAUCAUUAUCUGCAGAUUGAUCACAUCAAAGAUGAGAAGCAUGCAGAUGUUGAAGAAAGGAUUAGUCAGAAGUCAACUUCUCGUCUUUGUAGGGAAUCAAGCGGUAGCACUCGUUUUGAUAAUGUCAGGUCAAGAGACCACUCACGAUAUCUCAACAAUAGUUCUCAAGAUAAAUUUGAUGGUUCUGAACAUAGGAACAAGGAUAAAAACAGAGGACCUAAAUUUUUCGACUACCAGAAAUAUAAAGAUGACUCAUCUUCAGAAAGACUUGGAUCUGGUAGAAGUGUUGGACAUUUUGAAGAUAUGGAGUGGGAGAGAGAUAGGCAUAGAGCUGACAGAGGAUCUCAAGAUGAGAAAAGAGAUUAUCAUAGGAGUUCAAGAGAUUUCAGAAGUGAAAGGAGUUAUGAAGAGUCUAGGGGGCAUCAAAGUGACUCAAUUUCCAGGAGAGAUGAUGGUAAACUUCGCGAGAGUGAAGGUUAUAAGAGUCACUUGAAGGAAAUGGAUGAUGAAAAAAUUGCUCCAAAACGACCAAAGUUUUCUAACUGGGACAAGGGGAUUGCUGGUAGGAAAGAUGAUUCCAAGUUCACAACGACGUCUGAAGGAAGGGAGUCUUCAAGUUCCAAGCAAAUUCAAAAUGACAAAUUGGAGACUGACAUAAAUGCUGCAAAAGUAGCUGCUAUGAAAGCUGCCGAAUCAGUUAAUAGGAACCUUGCUGGUGCGGGUCCUGCAGGUUGCCUGACUGCUGACCAAAAGAAAAAGCUGUUGUGGGGUAACAAAAAGAACACAACUACAGAAGAGGCUGGUCACCGUUGGGACACUACUUUGUUCCCUGACAGGGAAAGACAAGAAAAAUUCAAAAAACUCAUGAGUCUGAAGUUGCCUUGGUGCCUAUGGCCAAUUGUAGGGUGUGAAGGGCGAGCACAACCCCGACAACCAAGAGGGCACCAAUCUUCUCAAAGUCGAGCAGCAGAAGGAACUCCAGCAGGAUUUAGAGAAGCAAUAUACAGCUGGACUGCGAAGGAGAGAUGGCCGCACUGUUGGUUUAGGUCUUUAAGCAUUCUAAGAUUCUAUUGUACUAUGAUAAACAUUCGGAUAUUCUUAUAACUUUUGUACUAUAGCUAUGGUUAUCACCUAGUUUUCCAAUCAUGUAAAAUCUCGUCGGUAAUUUCUGUCU